AUGAUUGGGUGUUUUAUAACCAGAGGACUUGUGUUGGUUUUGGGUUAUGCUUAUCCUGCUUACGAAUGCUUUAAAACUGUGGAAAUAAAGCCUGACAUCGAGCAACUUCGGUUUUGGUGCCAGUAUUGGAUCUUGGUUGCUGGGCUGACAGUUUGUGAGAGGAUUGGUGACAUGUUUAUUGGAUGGGUUCCAAUGUACAGUGAAGCUAAGUUGGCCUUCUUUAUAUACCUGUGGUACCCUAAAACAAAGGGAACAAGAUAUGUUUAUGACUCCUUCUUUAGACCAUAUGUUGCUAAGCACGAGACAGAAAUAGAUCGCAAUUUGUGUGAACUGCGGACAAGAGCUGGAGAUAUCGCAUUUUUGUACUGGCAAAAGGCUGCAAGUUAUGGUCAGAGUAGAAUAUUUGAGAUUUUACAAUAUGUUGCUUCACAAUCCACCCCUCCUCGUCCUUCUCCGACACAACAGCAAGGUGCUAAGUUAGACCACCCGCCAACACCAAAUCGCAGAUCAGCUGCAACAACACAGCUGCAGAAUAAAGAACCCCCAUCUCCUACUUCUAGUACUUCUUCAAGUCAACUUGAAGAAGACGUGGCCGAAGAGGCAGGGCCUUCAGCAGCUUCCAAAGGAGCUCCCCUGACUACAUCCUUAAACGGACCAAAAACAACAUCCAUGCAAGCUUCCAGAGAAGCUACCCUGACUACAUCCUUGGACGGACCAAAAAAAUCUAUGCAGACCCUUGUUAAGACAAGCAAAAGUUUGAAUUCUAGUGAGGAGAAAGUGAUGUUAAUUAAUUCAGUGCCUCCUUCAGCAAGUGAAAACGUUCAACCUCCUCCACAAGAGACCAUUAUAGAAGAAUCCAGACGAGCCACGGGAGCAAGAUUAAGAAAAACACGCACUCGUUAA
This is a messenger RNA of Fraxinus pennsylvanica, 903 nucleotides long. The record is from the annotation of a GenBank genome assembly. Lineage: Eukaryota; Viridiplantae; Streptophyta; Magnoliopsida; Lamiales; Oleaceae.